Nezara viridula (southern green stink bug) is the source of this 1355-nucleotide messenger RNA. Lineage: Eukaryota; Metazoa; Arthropoda; Insecta; Hemiptera; Pentatomidae. The record is from the annotation of a GenBank genome assembly.
AAAAUUGAUAAAGGUAGGAUUAAUUGGAGAUGUUUGUACUGCGAAAUUCUUAAUACCCUUACUUUAAUGGCUUAAUAUGCCAACGAUUUUAGCUUGUAUUCAUAUAAGAAGCCCUCGCACUGUUGGGAGACAUAUUACUUUGGUGAUACUAAGGUUGUUUUUUAAUUUGAAUGCUAUUUUCUUGUUUUGUUUCUCUCGCUCACAAAGGUAGCCGCCGAUCGUUUAUCAAAAUGUCGAAUAUCGACUUGGGUGAUAUGAGAAUUAGUUACAAAGCAAAGGAUGAAGCCUUCACUGAAGAUCAGUUAGUUAGUAAGGAGCCUAUUGGUCAGUUCUCUGCCUGGUUUGAGGAAGUUAAAAAUUGCAAAGACAUUUUGGAACCGAAUGCUGUGUGUUUAGCUACUGCCAACAAGAAUGGAGCACCAUCAGCAAGGAUUGUAUUACUGAAGGGUUAUGGGCCAGAAGGUUUUAAAUUUUUUACUAACUAUGAAAGUCAUAAAGGAAAAGAUCUGGAAGAAAAUCCACAGGCAGCUUUGACUUUUUAUUGGGCUCCAUUUAAUAGACAAGUACGUAUUGAAGGAAAAGUGAAGAAAGUUUCACAAGAAGAGUCUCAUGAGUACUUUAAACGUAGGCCUUUAGAAAGUAGAAUUAGUGCUAUCAUUAGUCCUCAAAGUAGUACUGUCGGUAGUCGAGAUGUUUUAAUCAAAGCAUACAAAGAACAACUUGCCAAAGGCGAUGUUUCAAAACCUGUGUCAUGGGGAGGAUAUGUUUUAUAUCAUGAACUUGUUGAAUUUUGGCAAGGUCAAACAGAUAGAUUACAUGACCGGAUAGUUUACUCUAGAGAAAACAACGGAGAAUGGAAAAUUUAUAGAUUAGCGCCAUAAGCAUUCUAAGUUAAUGCAUUAGAAUUUAGAUACUAAUGGAAGAUGGGGCAAAUUAUAUUUUUAAAAGCUUGUAUAUUGUGAUGCAUUUUUUUUUUUUAAUGAUUUUUAGCAAUGAAUAAUAAAGCAUUUAUGGAAAAGUUAAUAUUUUUAAUGUAAUUUAUGUUAUUGUUAACAGCUACUGAUUAUAUGAAAAAAAAAAGAAGGAAAAGGACAGAGAAUAUGGAUUUCUUUUAUUUAUUAUCAUAUAUGUAUUUAUUUUUAUUUAAAUAGAUGUUAUAAAAUUUUAUAGGCUGAACUAAGCUUAUUUUUAAAAUCAAAUCAUACCUUAAAAGAUCAUUACUUCUAAUUAUAGUGUGCCUAUGAAGACACUCAAAAGUCUGAUAAAUAUUUAGUUAUUUUGUUCUUUAGUCCUUUUAUAUUUAUUAGUAUGUAGAAAUGAUUUGUAGAUUUUAUUAUAAAUGAAUUAUCCAAUUU